AUGUCUUUGUUAGAACAUUUGGACCGUCUUUACAACUAUGACAAUACUCAAGAAGUAACAGUACGACAAGAGCCAAAUCGGCUUGCAUUUAAACCAGGGACCCCUCUCAUCUCGCUGGACCACUACCUUAUUGAAGCCACUGAUGACUCCACUGAUAACCUGAGGCCUGCCUACAACGUCAAGACUGGGGAAGCUCUGAGUGCUAAACUGUACGAACAUACAACGUUCCAUGUCAAGUCCCAUUUGCUGUUAGCCAAUGUACAAGGUGUAUGCAAUGUACUAGAUGUCAAGAAAUCUAAUGAAGGCGUGUUGGUGUUCACACAGCAAACCCACGGCGAUCUUCAUGGUUACCUACGAGAGAAGAAGCGACUCAGUGAAUCUCAAGCCGCCCCUCUCUUCCGACAGAUAACCGAGAUGAUUGCCCACGCCCACUACCAGAGGAUUGCUCUGAGGGACAUCAAGCUCAAGAAAUUUGUGUUUACAGAUGAGAGCCGCACUAGUCUGGCUCUGGCCCACCUCGAUGAUGCACAGCUUAUGGACAAGACUGGCCUUCUUACUGACAAGCGUGGCUGCCCUGCCUACAUUUGCCCUGAGAAGUUAGAGAGUGACAGUUAUUCUGGCAAGGCUGCUGAUCUGUGGAGUCUGGGCGUUAUCCUCUACACUCUAUUGGUUGGAAACUACCCAUUCUUUGACAGUACCCCUCAGGAGUUGUUCUCAAAGGUCCGCACGGGCUAUUACCAAGUACCUGAACAUGUGUCCUAUCUGGCAAGGUCCCUCAUAAGCUCUCUGUUGACCUAUGACCCCACGCAACGUGUUCCUGCCCUCGCAAUAUUGGAGCACCCUUGGUUCAAACACACGGCUUCUGAGACAACCAUAACAACAGACCAAACCGUCCCUAAAUGACUGUACUAAGACUUUUAUUAUUAGUGGCAGUUUUCCCUGCCUUUAUAUUAUCGCUCUGUUCCAUGCUUACUGUAUGUACACGUACCUCUACCUCUUGUUUGGCACUUAGCGUGUAGCUAGCUAAAUUAUUUUCCUUUUUUUUUAUGCUUUAUUUGUGUCCCACCAUCAUGCAACAUUUGUCUGUACGUCUGUCUGUUUGUCUGUGCUCUAUUGCAACUUCACAUCUGAAAUAUAUUGCACCAUUGCUAUUUGAACUUGAA
Halichondria panicea is the source of this 1163-nucleotide messenger RNA. Its product is annotated as tribbles homolog 1-like. The transcript has 2 exons. Gene Ontology annotation, biological process: regulation of MAP kinase activity; protein phosphorylation; positive regulation of proteasomal ubiquitin-dependent protein catabolic process. Gene Ontology annotation, molecular function: protein kinase activity; ATP binding; mitogen-activated protein kinase kinase binding. The record is from RefSeq and is a predicted model, not a curated record. Bases 1 to 903 code for a protein of 300 amino acids. Lineage: Eukaryota; Metazoa; Porifera; Demospongiae; Suberitida; Halichondriidae. Gene Ontology annotation, cellular component: nucleus.